AUGAUGCUAUUUAUUGGGAAUGGUUUGUUUAGUGACAUUGUUAGGGCAUCUAGCAAGGAGCUAGAGUUGGAAAGAGUCAGAAUGGAAUUGUCUAAUUUGAGAAAUGCAAUACAUCAUCAAAGUGACCUAGCAAGAAGUGAUUAUAUUCAAUUUAACUUAAAAGAGAAACGUAAGGUAAUCUGGAAAUUAGUAUAUGUAUAUAUGCUUGGAUAUGACAUUGACUUUGGGCAUAUGGAAAUAAUUGAAUUGAUAGGAUCUCACUCAUACUCUGAUAAAUUUUGUGGUUACACAGCUGCCUCAGUAAUAUUUCGUGAUCAACCUGAUUUAUUAAGAUUAAUAAUUAACACAUUAAAGAAUGAUUUGAAUAACUGCUAUGAAGCUUUACGUAUAUCUACAAAGUUUACACAUAGUUCAAAUGUAAAUGUAGAAUCUAUGUCUAUUAUUAAUGAAAUACGUAAACUGUACAAUAAAAGGAAGUUUGAACCAAUUCAGCACUUAAAAGAGGCUAUAGGAUCAAUUGCUUUGAACUGUAUAAGUAACUCAGCAACAGUUGAUAUUGCAGUAAAUUUAUUUUUGGAUGUAAAGAAGAUAGCAGAGAUACCAAGAGAAAAUCAAACUGUCAGGUGUCAUUAUAUCCGUUCGAAAGCAAUUACUUGUCUCCUAAAAUUAUAUCAAUGUUGUCCUGAUAUAUUACCAGCAAUUGAAUGGACGGAGAAGUUGAUUACUGACUUUCAGUAUGAGAGAAAUAUUGGAUGCUUGCUUUGUCUAUGCUCUUUAAUUCAAGGCUGUUUAGAAAGGCAGAGAGAUAUAUCACAAACAAUUUCAAUAAAAUUUGACUACAAAAAAGAAAGCUAUGCAUCUAAUUUUUUGGAGAAUCCAACCACAAUUGUAAAUAAAGCUCACCAAACCUUUAGAGAAGAAAAGGGAGAUGAUGCACUUAAUGAAGACUAUAACACUGGUAAACUCCCACUUGAGGGGUGGAAAGAUAUAGUUCCACAAGUUAUAUCUACAUUGGCUAGGAUUCGUUCAGGAGAUUGUCCUAGUGGAUAUAUCUUUCACAAAGUACCAUCAUUUUGGCUUCAAAUAAAACUCAUAGAAAUAUUGCAAUAUUUUGAACUUCCAAAAAGUGAUCUUAUUGUAAUGAGGCGCAUAUAUGAAUUAAUGGAAGAUAUAUAUUUAAAUGCUAUUCAUGUAACUAAACAAAAUUUAUGUAAAGUGUCAGGAGACAAGGAUUAUGAUAGUGUUGCAGUGUCAUGCACCAUUGGAAUUGCAUAUGAAAUCUCACGAUAUAUAGCUAAAAUUUAUGACGAGGAAUUUCCUCAAAACAUAGUUUAUCUUCUGGGGAUAUUUUUGAUCAAUUUACUUUAUAUGGAAAGCAUAGAUUAUAUAUCUCUUUCUUUGUCGCUAAUAUUCGAAUGUCUCUCUAUUAGUGCAGUGACAGAUAUGUGUAGAAAGAAUAUUGCAAUCAUUCUGCAUUAUUCAAAUAUGAAUGAUCUCUUUAUAAGUAUAUAUGCUUUGAGAAUAUCUGUGCAAAUCUGUAAUAGCAGAAAUUGGAAGUUUAUUGCUAAGGAGCUUUUGAAUAAUAUUACACAUAAAAUAAUAAACCUAAAUGGAAAUGAGAAUACUAAUAUGAAGAGUAAUUUUGGACUUGGAGAAGGUGGUUUUGAUGGUUAUGGAUAUGAUCGAGAUCAAAGUUAUCUGGAAGAAGUUCUCAUCCACAUAUGCUGUCUGGUACGCAAAUUUGCAAAAUCCUAUGACAUUUCACUAAAAAUCAUCAGUACUAUUUUCCAACAUAUACAGAAUAAUCAAUCUAUUGGCGAAAAUUCAACUUUCGCCUUGUCAGAUAGUUCACUGUUUCAGAUUAUGGAUAUUCUAUGUGGUGUGGAAAGUGGUGAGACUGACUUAAAUAAUUUACCCAAUGGAAGAAAGGAAUUGGUAGAGGAUCCAACUAAAUCAUUGGAGUAUAUAGCUCCUGAUAUAAUAAAAAGUUAUGCAACAUAUAAAGGAUAUAAGACACUAACAAGAAUAAUAAGGAGCUCUUGUAUUUUGACUGUAUUUUGUCAAGGAAUUAGAUGGAUUUGUUUCUUAAUUGGGGAAUAUGGUAACUUAAUAACAAAUAAAGUACCUAUAACUCAUCAGGUUGGGGUGUUAUUGCAACUUCAUGAUGUUAUUACUAUUAGCAAUGAGCAGGAAAAUCUAGUCUCCAUUAAAAAUAUGAUACUACUUGCUUUUACAAAACUAUACUGUCAUGCAGAUACUGUUACUCAGAAUCAUAUGCUUGAAAAGAUCAAAUUAGAUUACAAUAGCUGUAGUUUGUCGCAAGGAACUAAUGAAUUCCUGGAUACCAUAAUAAUGAGUACUACUAACUGCAAUACCCCAUCAAAUUAUACAGAUUCACCUAUUAUCCGUAAUUUACUACAAAGCUCUUUAAAUAGGAAUAAGCACAGUGAUUUGCAACACUCCUCUAAACUGUUUGAUCAUUUAGCUCAGGGGAUGCCAACAUUAGAUAUACCAAUUGCAUUUAGACAGCUAAAUAUUACUAGAUGCCCAAUAAAACAAUUAUGGCAUAUUCUGUGCCUAUUAAAGGAAGGCAAUUUAUAUAGCAAUACAUAUCUAACGGUAUAUUUCAAGCAUGGAAGAUACUCUAAUGGAACUGGGGAGUGUUAUAUUAAUCUAAAAUUCCACAAAGUAAAAAGUAACUGCAUGGCAAUUAGGAUCAUUAGUACUGAUAUAAAAUUAAAUGUUAUUAGAAAUACUCAAGCUAAUACUACAAAUAAAGUUAAUGCUUUUCAAACAACCAUAGUAAACAAUAUAUGUGGUACUUACAUUAAUGAUGAUAAAGUUAUAGAGCAAACUUUGGUUACAAGAUGUGGAAAAUCUUAUUUAAAUCCACCUUUUUAUAUAAUAACAUUAUCAAUUGCAAAAUUAAGUGAUGAAACUACAGAAGUCUUGAAGUCUGAAAAUGGAUAUUUAGAAAAUGAACACUUGGAUAAUAACUUAAAUCAGCGAGUAAAGAUACCGUUAAGAUUACCUAUAAUACUUACUCAGUUUAUGCUACCAACAAAAGAUAUGUCUGAUAAGGAAUUUGAAUAUUUCUGGAGUAAAUUUGGCGAAGUAUCAGCAAAUGGCACUUUAUCUAUACCCUUAAUGGAAGUACCUUUAUAUUUAUCUCUAUUAAAUUUCAAUUCUAACAAGUUGCUAAUCCAGGAAUAUUCGAGGACACAUCUCAGUACAUCAACAUUAUGCUUAGAGAACUAUAAAAGAAUUCCAUGCAUGGUUAAAGUGAGGAUUACUCAGAACUCCAAUCAAAUACCUGAACAAAAAGUAGAUAGCUUAAAACUGAAUAAACAUUCUGUAGAUAUCAAUGUAAGAUCAAGCUCUAUUGCUGUAGCUAAAGUUAUCAAAUAUAUCUUAGUAUCAUAUAUUCUAGUUAAUUCUAACUAA
Molecule: messenger RNA, 3444 nt
Organism: Cryptosporidium muris RN66
Lineage: Eukaryota; Apicomplexa; Conoidasida; Eucoccidiorida; Cryptosporidiidae
Product: AP-2 complex alpha subunit protein, putative
Exons: 1
Coding region: 1-3444 (1147 amino acids)
Biological process (GO): intracellular protein transport; clathrin-dependent endocytosis
Cellular component (GO): AP-2 adaptor complex; membrane coat
Molecular function (GO): clathrin-cargo adaptor activity
Source: RefSeq, a predicted model, not a curated record